Messenger RNA from Penaeus indicus, 728 nucleotides. Its product is annotated as larval cuticle protein 1-like. The record is from RefSeq and is a predicted model, not a curated record. Gene Ontology annotation, molecular function: structural constituent of chitin-based larval cuticle. NCBI's taxonomy places the organism in Eukaryota, Metazoa, Arthropoda, Malacostraca, Decapoda, Penaeidae. Gene Ontology annotation, cellular component: chitin-based extracellular matrix.
CCAACAUGAAUGUCGUGAUCCUCGCCUGCAUGGCCGCCGUGGCCGUCGCCGCCCCCCAGUAUGCCUACCAGACCCCUGCCCCGACCUACCUCGUCCCCGCCGCCUCCAGCCGAGAUGAGUCCGCUGAGGUGAUCGAGUUCAUUCCUAUCCUGAGGGACGAUCGCGUCCACGAGGACGACGGAAGGUACAACCUGGAUGUGGAGACUGCUAACGGAAUCUCCAUGUCCCAGUCCGGCUCUCCUGACGGUCCCGACGGCGCCAUCGUCAAGGCAGGACAAUACUCUUAUACUGCACCUGAUGGCUCUCUGAUCGAGAUCAAGUUUGUGGCCAACGAGAACGGAUUCCAGCCUCAGGGCGCCCAUCUGCCAGUUGCCCCCGAGUUCCCACACCCUAUUCCUCAGUUCGUCCUGGACCAGAUCGCCUUCGCCGCCGAGGAAGACGCCGCCCGUGAACGUGCUGAGGCUCAGGCUUCCGCCCCCGCCCCCACCAGGCUGACCCACAAGCUAACAUUCCUUGACGGCACGGGAAUUAAACACAGGUCAGCAAGAUUGCACGACAAGGGCGAUAUCACUGCACACUUCCUGUUUCACGUUGGUAUUUCUUUCUGUUACCGAGGUACUCCAUUAAUUUCCCUCACGUUCGCCGCCGAGGAAGACGCCGCCCGUGAACGUGCUGAGGCUCAGGCUUCCGCCCCCGCCCCCACCAGGCUGUACGGCCAACCUCAGUAG